Neopsephotus bourkii (Bourke's parrot) is the source of this 4822-nucleotide messenger RNA. RefSeq names its product BTB/POZ domain-containing protein KCTD5. The record is from RefSeq and is a predicted model, not a curated record. Bases 65 to 877 code for a protein of 270 amino acids. Lineage: Eukaryota; Metazoa; Chordata; Aves; Psittaciformes; Psittacidae. The transcript is spliced from 7 exons. Gene Ontology annotation, cellular component: cytoplasm; Cul3-RING ubiquitin ligase complex. Gene Ontology annotation, molecular function: cullin family protein binding. Gene Ontology annotation, biological process: protein homooligomerization; proteasome-mediated ubiquitin-dependent protein catabolic process.
CGCUUCCGGGGGAGGUGCGCUCGGGGACCUGUGGUUGGGGCAGGCCCUUCCGGCGGCGGCGAGGAUGGCGGCGGAGAACCACUGUGAUUUCCCCGUUCCCCCGGUCGGCGGCCUCGGGCUGGGAGGUCCGGGCGGGCCCUGCCGCCGGUGCAGCUCAGCGCCGCCGCCCGGCGCGGUGCCGGGCAAGUGGGUGCGGCUGAACGUGGGGGGCACCUGCUUCCUGACCACUCGGCAGACGCUCUGCAGGGACCCCAAGUCCUUCCUCUUCCGCCUUUGCCAGGCCGACCCCGACCUGGACUCGGAUAAGGAUGAAACAGGUGCCUAUUUAAUAGACAGAGACCCAACCUACUUUGGGCCAGUGCUGAACUAUCUCAGACAUGGGAAACUGGUUAUUAACAAGGACCUAGCUGAGGAAGGUGUACUGGAAGAGGCUGAAUUCUACAAUAUCACAUCACUAAUAAAACUGGUAAAAGACAAAAUAAGAGAAAGAGACAGCAAAAUCUCACAGGUGCCAGUCAAACAUGUGUACAGGGUGCUGCAGUGCCAGGAAGAGGAACUCACUCAAAUGGUUUCCACAAUGUCUGAUGGCUGGAAAUUUGAACAGCUUGUCAGUAUAGGUUCCCAGUACAGCUGUGGCCGGGCCCAGCAGUCAGAGUAUCUGCUGAUAGUGUCACGGGAAGUGAAAGGGGAAGAGAGAUGCUUCCAGAAAUGCUGCAGUGAGCUGGUCAGUAUUGGUUCUUCCUAUAACUAUGGCAAUGAAGAUCAGGCAGAAUUUCUGUGUGUGGUCUCAAAGGAAUUGCAUAACACUCCCUAUGGCACAACCAGUGAACCAAGUGAAAAAGCGAAGAUUUUGCAAGAGCGAGGUUCCAGGAUGUGAAGACAGUAUUGAACGGUGACAGUUUUUUCUCUUUUAUUCCAAGACACAGUGAAUUGUCACACUGAAGAGGCUCGGCUGCAAAAGAAAAAAAUCUGAUUUAGACAAUACUCUGUUGAUCUGGGUUCAACCAUUUUUGCCUAUAAGCCGGUGUCAACUGGCUGAAAGCAUUGCGAGAUUACGUAAUGGGAAUAGAUGGUGUGGGAGUGCGUGCUAAGUUUUGGUUGUAGUGCAUGGUUGUACCCUCCUGUGGGCUGACAGACACUGGUCUUUUCAAAUGACCAUGCACUCAUAUUUUCCUCUGAGACAUGUAGCACUUGAUGUCUGGUGCUGGAUGACCCAAUGUUGAUCAGUUUGGAGACAUUUUCCUACUAAUCAUUGCAAACAUUUAAAGGACAAUGUAAUUGGUGCUACACACACAUUACAGCCCACAAAUGCAAAUAUUUGGGGUCUACCUUGUUUCAGAAUCAGUGGCAGCCCCAGUUGACUCUGUUAUACUGCACAUUCCUUAUGGCUCUGUGACAUACUGUAUAAUGUAGUAACAGUCUAGGAGAUCAACUGAAACUAGCAUGUAAAAAGUUACACAGCAGACAAGAGGUUUCUCUGAAGGAGGGGUGUAUAUAUUGACUGGAUUAAUAGCGUAUUUUAAUGCCCAAAGGGAAGACUAAACUCAGAGAAAAUGGCCUUAAUCUGAGUUAUUCUCGAUGUUCCUUCUGUUGAAACAGUCUCCUCCUGCAAAAGUUAUGCUCCAGUCUUAACCAGAUGUUUGGAAAGGGAAUCAAAAUUCACUGAAAAUGAACAACUGAACAUUUUGUUUCUUUUGAGAUGUUUGUACUCAUAUGUGUGUUUGUGCUUUCAUGAAAUGCCUAUAAGCAAUGAAUUCUGUGGAUUAUGAUAGACAUUUUUCAAGAGCUGGAGGUUGUACGGAAAUAUGGCUGGCUAGUCCUAGCUCCCUGUCUCUACAAGCGUGGUUAAAGUCAACCUUGAGUGUGAACACAAAAUCAUCCCAUUGAAAAGCUUAAUUACAUCAGACAUUCAGGAUACCUGUAACCAACCUUUCUCUUUCUAUACUGUUUCAACUAUGCAGUUAAAGGGCACCGAAAAUAUCUGGUGCAGCUUUAUUAGUUUGUCCUUGAUGAAGGUGAAUACACAAGACUGGAGCUUUUUAAUACACUAUGUUUUAAGCAAAAUCUUUAGCACAUCUUUAAAACACUUAAUGAAAUAGUAUAAAACUCAGUUUCAUUGACUUAUGAAAGCAGUGGGAGUUUCAAAAAGCUACAAGAUUGUUUUAAAUUCUAAAGAUGUUACAGUUUCCAUUGUCAGUAACUUCAGAAUUUAGGCAUCUACUCUAGGUAAUCCUUUACACAAAUGCCUGAUUUCCAAACAGCCAGGCUCUUGGCUGUUUGAGAUUGGUUUGGGGGUUAUUUUGGUUGGUUGGUUGGGGUUUUUUGUUUGUUUGUUUGGCUUAGGUUUGUUUUUUUUUUAAAGAACUUCUUAUACAUUGAUAAAAGUUUGGCAGAAACGAUUUGUAAAAACCAUUUCUACUAAGCAGAUUAAGCAAUGGGCUGAAUGUUUUGUCCAUGCGUCCAAUGCUUGAAAGGGUUUGUAACGCAUUUUGCAACUUGGUUGAGGUCUGCACAGGAAGCUGCUGGCCCCUCCACAACAACGCAGAAAGUGUUUGGUUUUGUUUGGUUUUUUUUUAAGAUGUUAAAACUGAAUUGAAUUUACUAAAAAUGUAAUUGUGUAGGGGGAAAUGUUUAUACUUUUAUACUUUUUUAGGCACCCAUAUUUUAUCAGCUUAAAUUGAGCACUCAAAUUUCCCCGAAAUAGUAACAGAUUAUCUUGUGUAUCUGAAAAUAAGCAUAACAGUUGUCUGUGUUAACUGCAUAUUAAAACAUUUCCUCUGCUGCAGUAGUCACUGUGUUUUUAAGCAGUAUGACUCCACUGAAUUCUCUGAGCUCCCAAGCUCAUGGAAUUGCAGCCAACCAUGUUUCUUGUUGUUUUCUUGAUGUGCUCUACAGAGUAAUACGACAUUGGCUGAAGUGGAUUUUAAUGCCUGAAAUGUUGGUUUUGCAGUGCUCCUUCUGGAUCAGCAUUUCUGUUGUCUCUCUUAUUUAACCCAAAAGAGACAGAGUAUUUUCUUUCAUACACUGAAAUUUUCAAGAAUGACAGCAGCAAAGCAUGAGUAACAAACUGAGCAAACUGAACAAAUGUAGAAUAUGUAAAAGAGUGGGCUUUUCUAGGUGUAUUUUUUUUUCCACUGGAGUAUUUCCAGUUUAAAAACAUGCUUUUACAGUGAGAUUACCUGCAGUCUAGUUUAUAUUGUGUCCCUGUUGUAGCAAAUCUGGGCAAACGAGUGGCUAAUUGUUUUGCACUUUGUUUCCAAUACCUCACAAGGAUGUUAAGAAUGAAAAAGAAAAAACAAUAAACUUUAAUAGGCAGGUAUCUUGCAAAUUAUUUAAAUAUGCUGAGACCACCUGAACUAACCACUUUCUUGUUCUUGCUAAUGCCAUUAUUGCUUUAAUUUUUGUGAACAUGUAGAGUUUUCAGAUCAAUAGCAGUGCUACCGUAUGCCUUCUUCAGGGCAUUAAGAAUUGAUCCCUAAGUUUGGUUUCCUUUUAUUUGACUAUUGUAAUUUCAAAUAAAGCUAGUUAUAGUAACGAGGUAACUGCAUGAGAGUCCAGUAUACAUCACCAGGUUUUGUAAACAUGGCUUCAUCUGUCAAGAUCUUGCAGCAUGAGGUGAUGUACUGGUACAGCUUAAACUGGAGUCCUUUGUUUCUUUCUGUCAUUUGAAGAGUAGUUACUUCAAGAGAACUGCCUAUGACUGUGUAAAGCCAGUGGGUUCAUAGAUGUACUGCGGAAGCCUGUGAUGUGAACUCUGGAUUUACACAGCUCCUGUAUUCUUGAAACAGUAUUCUAGGUUAGAAUUUAAGAUCCUGAGCACAAAGAGAUCAUAGCAGAAGAAAAUAAGCAGGAAGGAAGAGAUACCAAAACAUAACAAUUAAUCAAGGUGAUCUCUGACGGAAAUGUAAAUUCUGUGAUUUAACUUUCUACCCUUUUGCUAUAUGAAUAUUCAGUGAUGUUCUUUGGUGUGUUGUCCAUGGAACAGGAGGUUACUUCAGCACAUGAUUUUCAGUGAAAUUCCUUAAAGGCUGUUACAAACUUCUUGCAAAAGUUGUUUGAAAAACGAGAGGUUCAAAUUUGCCAUAGCAAUUUCUUGCUUUGAAGAAGCGAGGAAACGGGUAGCAUACUGUUGGCCGUAAGCUUUAUCAGAGGCUCGUUUUCUGCACUGGUGAUGACAUUUUUGUAUUAAAUGCUUUUGACUUCUUCAAGCAGCAAUCAAAUCAGGGCUUAUCUGCAAUGAAUGAGUCAUCCUGAGGCCUCCAAGACGCAAAUGGCAUCUGCUCCAUAAUAACUGUCCAAAAGUAUAGUCUGACCUGGCAGCUCACACAGUAAAUGUGAAAGAGAUUAUUUUUGGUUUUUUUUUAACCAAAAGACAAGAGGUUAUCUGGAAUUUCCCCCCACUUCCUGUGGGGUCACCAUGGAUUAUGUGCAGUUUGUUAUCCUGCAGUAAUUUAUUGUCUGUCAAAGGCCUGAUUGUAUUUAGGAGCUUAUAUUAAUUCUCUACUAAACUUUCAUCCCUCAGAAUCAUAUACUCAAAAACUCUUGACAAUUUACUGUGUUUUUUUCCAAACUCAGGUUUCUUGUGAUGAUGAAGGUUCCUUUUGUCUUUCAUUGUAGCAUUAGUAAAAGAUACUUUUUAAGAAACCGAGUUUAAAGUCUCCAUCCACCUUUUUUUUUCUUCAAGUUUUCCUUACAGGAGCUGUAUUGCUCCCUUUCUAGCAAUGUGAAUGCUCAGUUAUGGCUGAUUAGAAACAGGACUGUUUCCUGAAGAUACCAAAAUUGAAUCAGUCUCCUCUUUCUCUGGGAGAGUUUCAUUGGUUGG